AAGCUGUAGAGCCUGAGCUUUACGUGCAAACGAAAAUGCUUGCUUUACAUCCAACUUAUUGAAGUUUCCUAUCUAAUAAUUUCUAGGCCUCGUCCUUCUGUGGUGAACUUCGGAUUUGAUUCUAAAGAUGCCUAAAGUUUCGUACGACGUCAUCGCGGCCUCGAAGCCGUUCAGGUUUCUCGUCGGGCCGGAUAAGAAAGAGUGUUUCAUGCACGCUAACCUAGUCGCGCGAAUGUCUAAGCCCCUAUGGACACUAGUGAAUGGCAAGUGGAAAGAGAGCGAGGGAUGUUUGGUAGAUUGGUCCGACGUGGACGAGGAGACCUUCGUUCGGUUCUGCGAAUUUUCUUACACGGGCUAUUACCAGGCCGCCGAGCCUUUUUCUAUAGAGCCCCCUACGCCGACUCCGCCGGAGGGGAAGGAAAGUGAUAAACGACGUAUGGAGACACCGAGUAAAAGUAUACCAUUGAUGAUAGAAGAGCCAGCGCCAGAGCUAAUGGUAAGGGAUUCAUGGGGAACCCUUAUGAGGCCACCAAAAAAAAUCACAACAACCUCCAAGAAAGAUGUUAUGUUGGAUGAUUUCAAGAGAUAUGUUGAUGAGGCAGUGCCAGACAGUGCACCCUCGGAAGCAUCAAACACAAACCCCUUGAUGAACUACUCUGAAGUUUUCUUGUCUCACGCUCGUUUAUACGCUUUUGCCGACUGCUACGCUAUUGACGACUUGACGAAACUAUGUAUUCGCAGAUUGCACCGUGCAUUACUGAAUUUCAAUCUCCACGGGGGAACGAGGGCGGCCGAUGUUGCAAAGCUGAUCGACUUUUCGUACAAGAACACGCGGAGUGAUACGGUCAAGCAAGACAAGCUGAGGGGCUUACUUUCCGCAUACAUUGCUUGUCAUGUUGAAGAGAUCUGGCCUAACCUCUACUUUCGAGAUGUUAUCGAGUUGGGGGAAGUAGCAAACGAUAUCAUCGGCAAAUUACUGAGAAGGUUGGACUAGUCAUACCUGCUCCAGGAGCAGACAUUGAUAGAUAGGUUAGGAAGACGCAGUGGGUCAAAAGUUUGCGUGAUACUUUACGCGGUCUCGACGACGACUACGUUAUUGAGGUCCUAGAUGGCAAGCUCUACUAACAAUUGUAUCAACUUACAUCUUCUCAUCCUCAACAAUUCUUCGCAUUAUAUUAGCAUC
This is a messenger RNA of Annulohypoxylon truncatum, 1183 nucleotides long. RefSeq lists its product as uncharacterized. The coding region runs from base 128 to 994 and encodes 288 amino acids. The transcript has 3 exons. The record is from RefSeq and is a predicted model, not a curated record. NCBI's taxonomy places the organism in Eukaryota, Fungi, Ascomycota, Sordariomycetes, Xylariales, Hypoxylaceae.